Histoplasma mississippiense is the source of this 960-nucleotide messenger RNA. RefSeq lists its product as hypothetical. NCBI's taxonomy places the organism in Eukaryota, Fungi, Ascomycota, Eurotiomycetes, Onygenales, Ajellomycetaceae. Gene Ontology annotation, molecular function: phosphatidate phosphatase activity. The coding region runs from base 1 to 960 and encodes 319 amino acids. The transcript has 4 exons. The record is from RefSeq and is a predicted model, not a curated record. Gene Ontology annotation, biological process: phospholipid metabolic process.
AUGCCAGAUGGUGUGUUUGAAAGAAAUAAUGCCAUUUCGACUCUCGCCAGUCGCCCUGGGAUCCUAGGAGCGUUGGUGCGCUUUUGGAGCCGGUCGUAUGCUGCGGACUAUGUGAGCUUGAUAUUGCUUUGCGUGGGAUUGAUAUUGAUCCAAAUAUGGGUACGACCCUUUAACCGCAUGUUCACGCUGGAUGAUGUUGCUAUACAACUCCCUUUCGCGCUGGUGGAGCGGGUUCCAUUUUUAUGGUCAAUCACAUAUGCGGGAGUGACGCCUUUGAUCAUCAUAAUCCUUUGGGCUCUGAUGAUUCGGCGGGAAUCUCACUUCGCCCAUGUAUCCGUGCUUGGCCUACUCGUCACUCUUAUCCUUACGUCCUUCCUGACCGAUAUCAUAAAGAAUGCGGCGGGUAGACCGCGCCCUGAUUUGCUUGCGCGCUGUCGUCCACAAAAGGGAACGCCCGCACAUCAGUUAGUUACCAGUGAUGUCUGUGGAGCGCCUGAAUCCCAUCAACUUGAUGAGGGAUGGAGAAGUUUCCCGAGCGGACAUAGCAGUUUCGCUUUUGGGGGGCUCGGAUAUCUUUUCAUGUUUUUCGCAGGCCAAUUGCAUGUUUUCCAGCCGCGAACAGGUCUAGCCUGCUUCCUUUUCGCUCUUUCGCCGUUAUUAGGUGCUCUGAUGAUUGCGAUGUCUCGAUUAGCGGAUUAUCGACACGACGUGUAUGACGUGACGGCUGGCGCAUUACUUGGGUUAUCGGUGGCAUAUUCUAUUUACCGACGCUAUUUUCCGACACUACUGUCGGUUGAUUGCCACAAUCCAUAUAACAGAACGAACAUACCACUAGAAGGCUUUCAUAGGGUCGCGCGGGAUGAGGAAGAGCGCUUGGUCAACGAUAGAGCCACUCGAAGUCCGACCAGGGAGUUUGGUCGGAGGGAUACAAUGCGGGAAAUAGAAUCUGGACGAGAUUGA